UUCCAUUCAAUUUCUAUGUUUUCCAAAUUAUUACGAUUUUUUAUUUAUUAAUAUAAAAUUGAUUUUAAAUGUACGCAAUUCUUAAGUAAUUUAGAUGAGUUAACAAUUUGAAAAAAUACUAGAAAAGUGUGUAAUACAAAGUUAUCCAUGACUGCAUAAGAACCUAAACAUUGCUUAGAAAAUGGCACAAAGUUCACAUGGAGGCAGUCACAGAAGGAGCAGGGAUCACGAUGGCAUGUCAAUGCGUUACACAAACACAGAUUGGGAGGCGAAGGAAGCGCUAUACCAGCGAGAACUCGAUGAAGCCAGGGCUAGAGCCACUCAGAUGGAGAAAACUAUGAGGUGGUGGUCCGAUUGCACAGCUAAUUGGAGGGAGAAAUGGAGUAAGGUACGUAACGAACGUAAUAAAGCUAGAGAGGAGACCAAACAAUUGAAAAACAAAGUUGAUUGCUUAGCAAAAGAAGUGUCUAUAAUGAAAACUGAGAAAAAUGAACUAGAGCAGCAAGUCAUAGAAUUAAAGAGAGACAAUGAGAAAUUACUCAGUAUAAGUGAAAGUAGAAUUGUGUCCGGUGAUCUGAGCACGGAAGAAGGAGUCGAAUUAAGGAAAAAGAACAUUGGAUAUGUCUCCCCGAGUGAGGCUUCAUUGAAGCAAAGAGCCUCCCUAGAUUCUCACAAAUUGACAGGUGUCGAUAAUGCUCUUGCUAACAAAUUGAGUGAAAUGAGGUUAAAAUUAGAUGAAACUUUUAAGAGUUUGCAAAGUGAGAAGGAUCAGAAAGCAUUUUUAGUUUCGAAAAUAGAGUCUCUGACCUCUGAACUGCACAAUACGAAAAUGGAGCUUACUCAACAUGACAGAACAUUAGGAUCUACUGACUCUAGUCACAGUGAAGUAGAGAGAUUGCAGAACGAACUACAGGAUGAAAUAGCAGCUAAACAAGUUUUAGAAGAAAAAAUUGCUGAACUCAAAAUGGAAAUUGAACGACUGAAAUCUGAAAACAAUAUUCAAUGGAGUAAGAGGGAGCUUCUCGAAACUGAAAAUAUAGCCAUAUUGAGAGAGAACAAAAAACUUUACAGUCAAGUUUGCGAGUUAAGAGAACAGAUCCAUAAGCUGAAUAGGAUUUCAGACGGCAGCGCAUAUGGAAUGUCAUUUAACGAUCAUACCAAGUUGGAUUCAAAUGUCCUGUAUGUCAGAAAAACUAGCGCUAGUCCUAGAUCUCACGAGUCUAGUAAUGGUUCCUCAGAGGCAAACUUGGCUCACUUAGAAACAAAAACAAACACUUCUGGUGAAGAUGAUGAGCUAGCUAUAAUUGAAAGAAAUGAAAAUAAAUAAUAAU
This is a messenger RNA of Aricia agestis (brown argus), 1331 nucleotides long. Its product is annotated as coiled-coil domain-containing protein 102A. The transcript is spliced from 2 exons. Lineage: Eukaryota; Metazoa; Arthropoda; Insecta; Lepidoptera; Lycaenidae. The record is from RefSeq and is a predicted model, not a curated record. Bases 182 to 1327 code for a protein of 381 amino acids.